Molecule: messenger RNA, 185 nt
Organism: Prorocentrum cordatum
Lineage: Eukaryota; Dinophyceae; Prorocentrales; Prorocentraceae
Source: the annotation of a GenBank genome assembly
CGCGGAGCAGCGCUCGAGGCAUGGCCAAGAAGCUGAUCCACGAGAAGACGUGCCGCCUGGAGCCUGACGUGCUGGCGAGCGUGCUCGCCGACGGCACGCCAGAGGGGUUCAGCUGCAUGGAAGGCUUCUCCGUCCCCACGUACACGUACUCCGUGCGCAAGUUCGGCGACCGCCCGAACAUGGAG